Messenger RNA from Centropristis striata (black sea bass), 598 nucleotides. RefSeq names its product natriuretic peptide A (gene nppa). The record is from RefSeq and is a predicted model, not a curated record. Lineage: Eukaryota; Metazoa; Chordata; Actinopteri; Perciformes; Serranidae. Gene Ontology annotation, cellular component: cytoplasm; nucleus; extracellular region. Gene Ontology annotation, molecular function: hormone activity; hormone receptor binding. Bases 1 to 435 code for a protein of 144 amino acids. Gene Ontology annotation, biological process: cGMP biosynthetic process; neuropeptide signaling pathway; receptor guanylyl cyclase signaling pathway. The transcript is spliced from 3 exons.
AUGAGGACUGCGGUCCUGUGGGGCCUGCUGGCCCUGCUGUUUCACCACACAAUGGUUAGCAGCCACAUACUGGGACGGCCCUCUUCCACCAGUGACCUGGCCCAGCUCAAGUCUCUACUGGAGCGCUUUGAGGAGACUCUGGCUGAAGCAGCCCAAGCAGAAGACUCUGAAGCUGAUUAUGAAAAGAUCAACCAACAACCUGAGAGCAGCCAGGACAGCCAGGGAUGGAACCUGGGCCAGGAGGGGGACCAAGAACCUUUGACGGCGGAAAGAUCUCCGUUAGCGGCUGAUGGGCGCAGCAGGACGGUGAGUCAGAGGAGCCGGCUGCAGGACCUGCUGCUGACGGCCAGGAAAAGGGCCUCCAGCUGCUUCGGAGCCAGGAUGGAUCGGAUAGGAAACGCCAGCGGUCUAGGGUGCAACAAUGGAAAAGGGUAGUCCAACAGCCUCCUGGACACAUGUUGGAUUAUAGUGUCCAACCUGAGACAAACCAAAGAGAUUGCAUAUGUAUGAUUUUGCAUUAGUUAAAAUUCAACUGUGUGUGUCUUCUAUGUAUCUGUUUGAAGUGAUAAAUGGCUGUCCACUGUAUAACUAAUUCUGU